Messenger RNA from Pleuronectes platessa (European plaice), 1265 nucleotides. RefSeq names its product NADH:ubiquinone oxidoreductase core subunit S8a (gene ndufs8a). The coding region runs from base 111 to 743 and encodes 210 amino acids. The transcript has 8 exons. NCBI's taxonomy places the organism in Eukaryota, Metazoa, Chordata, Actinopteri, Pleuronectiformes, Pleuronectidae. Gene Ontology annotation, biological process: mitochondrial electron transport, NADH to ubiquinone; mitochondrial respiratory chain complex I assembly. Gene Ontology annotation, cellular component: membrane. Gene Ontology annotation, molecular function: 4 iron, 4 sulfur cluster binding; NADH dehydrogenase activity. The record is from RefSeq and is a predicted model, not a curated record.
CAUUGACGUAAAACGUUUUGUCACUUCCUGUUCACGCACGGUCCGUCCCUCAAAUCGUCCGCUGUUCUGGUUAAGAAGGCCAAAUAGCGACAUUUCGCGGCAAAGACGUCAUGGCUGCAACACUGCGCUUACUUUACAGUGUGUCGAGGCCAGGCACUUUUGUGGCCAGCCAGAGUCUUGUGAGGCCCUUCAGUGUUUCUGCACAAAGGGCAGGAUUCAAGUAUGUGAACGCCCAGGAGAUUCCUACAGACAUGAAAUCCAUUACAGACCGAGCUGCUCAGACGCUGCUGUGGACAGAGCUGUUCAGAGGUCUGGGCAUGACGAUGAGCUACCUGUUCAGAGAGCCUGCCACCAUCAACUACCCGUUUGAGAAGGGUCCUCUGUCGCCUCGCUUCAGAGGAGAGCACGCACUGCGCAGGUAUCCUUCAGGAGAGGAGCGCUGCAUCGCCUGCAAGCUGUGUGAAGCUAUCUGCCCGGCCCAGGCUAUCACAAUCGAAGCUGAGUCUCGCACUGACGGCAGCAGGAGGACGACUCGCUACGACAUCGACAUGACCAAAUGCAUCUAUUGUGGCUUUUGUCAGGAGGCGUGUCCUGUGGAUGCCAUCGUAGAGGGCCCUAACUUUGAAUUUUCCACUGAAACCCAUGAAGAGCUGCUCUACAACAAGGAAAAGCUCCUCAACAAUGGAGACAAGUGGGAAGCAGAGAUAGCCGCCAACAUAAAAGCAGACUACCUUUAUCGAUAGUAACCAGAGUUACCCUACACAGUGUACAGAUGCCACUUAAUCUAUCCAACACACACACACACAGUACGUCCAUACUGUACAUAUUGUAAGAAGACAGACUCAGCUGUAGUGGAUGUGCUUCAGGGUUGUAUUUGUAUUUGAUGAUGGAUCCUUCGUUUCCAACAUCCCAUUCUGACAUGAUGAUCAUACUUUGACAUGUUUUAGACUUUUUUUCCACGGCAUCGCAUAUUUAUUAUAGAAUGGAAAGUACCCACUGGCUGUCAGUGUGGCAGCAUGGACCAGUGUGUGUGUGAUCAUCAAUGCAGACCCUGUGGUUUUGUCUUUAUUGUCCCCCUGGCCUAACAGAUGUAAACACUGAGAAAUGCUGUGACACUGAUGGCAGACUUAAUCUUGGUUUGAUUCUAAUGUCCCUCAUAAGUGUACAUGGAUUAUUGUCAUUCUCUCGGGUCUCAGUGAUUCGUUUUAUGGUCUUCAUACUGUAUCCAGCCUGACUCUAAUAAAAUUCUGGGAGAAACGAUAAAA